GAAACCGGCCUAGGUGAAGAGACCGAGAAGGGGAGCCCGGGUGGGAGGGCCUUGCGUUCAGGGCCCGUGGCUGGUUUAGCCGGUGUUGUGGUUGGUACUUCGCUGAUGGGGAGGCUCUCAGGUUGCCCGGAACAUACUUCCCAAUGGGUGAUGGUGGAAAAUUAGCGGGUAGGAAAUCUUGAGGGUCGGAGGCAUUUUUUUUUUUCUCUUGGCUCCGCCCUCUUCCCCGUUCAGUGACCUGGGCGUCUGGCCCACCGAGGGGGAAGGGCGGCUUGGCCGGGCCGUCGGAGAGUGCUGUGCGCACGCGCGCAUCCCGGUGUGUGAGUGUUCGUGCUCGCGCGCGCGCUCCCGCACUUAGGAAGCUGGGGAAGAAGCGGUGUGCUGAGCGAUGAGCGGGGCAAAGCCCAGUCCCCUGCCGUGGGUACCAGACGCUCCUGACCGUGCGCUGGCCCUCCCCACCCAACCAGCAGCCUUUGCCUGAGCGGCCGUGGUCCAUGGCCUCUGUGCGUUUCCACUUCAGGACCAGGCACGAAAAAGUCUGGAGACUUUUUGGAGGGAAGCUCAAAACCGCUGACUUGGGUUAAAACAAAAUGAAGAUUUUUUCUGAAUCUCAUAAAACAGUCUUUGUUGUGGAUCACUGCCCUUACAUGGCAGAAUCAUGCAGACAGCAUGUUGAGUUUGAUAUGCUGGUGAAGAACAGGACCCAAGGCAUCAUCCCAUUGGCCCCUAUAUCUAAAUCAUUGUGGACUUGCUCAGUAGAAUCUUCCAUGGAAUACUGUAGAAUAAUGUAUGAUAUAUUUCCUUUCAGAAAACUGGUGAAUUUCAUUGUGAGUGACUCUGGAGCACAUGUUUUAAAUUCCUGGACUCAAGAAGACCAAAAUUUGCAAGAGCUAAUGGCAGCAUUAGCUGCUGUUGGGCCCCCUAAUCCACGGGCAGAUCCAGAAUGCUGCAGUAUUCUACAUGGCCUCGUUGCAGCAGUGGAAACCCUCUGUAAAAUUACAGAAUACCAACAUGAGGCCCGUACUCUACUAAUGGAGAAUGCAGAACGUGUUGGCAAUAGGGGGAGAAUAAUUUGCAUUACUAAUGCAAAAAGUGAUAGUCAUGUGCGAAUGCUUGAGGACUGUGUUCAGGAAACGAUUCAUGAGCAUAACAAGCUUGCUGCAAAUUCAGAUCAUCUCAUGCAGAUUCAGAAGUGUGAGCUGGUUUUGAUCCAUACCUACCCUGUUGGUGAAGACAGCCUUGUAUCUGAUCGUUCCAAAAAAGAGUUGUCCCCUGUUUUAACCAGUGAAGUUCAUAGUGUUCGUGCAGGACGGCAUCUUGCUACCAAAUUAAAUAUUUUAGUACAGCAACAUUUUGACUUGGCUUCAACUACUAUUACAAAUAUUCCAAUGAAGCCCACAUUCAGUGUCUUUGACCAGGAAGAACAACAUGCUAACACAUCUGCCAAUUAUGAUGUGGAGUUGCUUCAUCACAAAGAUGCACAUGUAGAUUUCUUGAAAAGUGGUGAUACCCACUUAGGCGGUAGCAGUAGAGAAGGCUCGUUUAAAGAAACAAUAACAUUAAAGUGGUGCACACCCAGGACAAAUAACAUCGAAUUACACUAUUGCACUGGCGCUUAUCGAAUUUCACCUGUAGAUGUAAAUAGUAGACCUUCUUCCUGCCUUACUAAUUUUCUUCUAAAUGGUCGUUCUGUUUUAUUGGAACAACCACGAAAGUCAGGUUCCAAAGUCAUCAGUCAUAUGCUUAGUAGCCAUGGAGGAGAGAUAUUUUUGCACGUCCUGAGUAGUUCUCGAUCCAUUCUAGAAGAUCCGCCUUCAAUUAGUGAAGGAUGUGGAGGAAGAGUUACAGACUACCGGAUCACAGAUUUUGGUGAAUUUAUGAGGGAAAACAGAUUAACUCCUUUUCUAGACCCCAGAUAUAAAAUCGAUGGAAGUCUUGAGAUCCCUUUGGAGCGAGCAAAAGAUCAGUUAGAAAAACACACCCGUUACUGGCCUAUGAUUAUUUCUCAAACCACCAUUUUUAACAUGCAAGCGGUAGUUCCAUUAGCCAGUGUUAUUGUGAAAGAAUCUUUGACAGAAGAAGAUGUGUUAAACUGUCAAAAAACAAUAUACAACUUAGUUGAUAUGGAAAGAAAAAAUGAUCCUCUACCUAUUUCCACAGUGGGUACAAGAGGAAAAGGCCCUAAAAGAGAUGAACAAUACCGUAUCAUGUGGAAUGAAUUAGAAACCCUUGUGAGAGCCCAUAUCAAUAACUCGGAGAAACAUCAAAGGGUCUUGGAAUGUCUGAUGGCCUGUAGGAGCAAACCCCCAGAAGAAGAAGAACGAAAGAAACGAGGAAGAAAGAGGGAGGACAAAGAGGACAAGUCAGAGAAAGCAGUAAAAGAUUAUGAACUGGAGAAGACUUGGCAAGAUUUAGAGAGAUUAAAAGGCAUCUUAGAACGUGGAAAAGAAGAAUUGGCUGAAGCUGAAAUUAUAAAAGAUUCACCUGAUUCCCCAGAACCUCCAAACAAAAAGCCCCUUGUUGAGAUGGAUGAAACUCCACCAGUAGAAAAAUCAAAAGGACCAGUGUCUUUAUUAACCUUGUGGAGUAAUAGGAUCAAUACUGCCAAUUCCAGAAAACAUCAGGAGUUUGCUGGACGUUUGAACUCUGUUAAUAACAGAGCUGAAUUAUAUCAACAUCUUAAAGAAGAAAAUGGAAUGGAGACAACAGAAAAUGGAAAAGCCAGCCGGCAGUGAAGAGUGACUUGAGGAACUAAAUUUACUAUAUUGCAUAAAUAUUUUGGGCAGAAUUUGAUAUAAGUACUUUUACAGCAAGAUUGUAUAGUUAUGUUGCCUGGACUGGUUUUUACAUUUUUAAGAUAUUUCAACUAACUUUAUCUUUUUUGUAUUAAUUGUAAGAUUGGCACAUAUGUCAAAAAAAUACAUUUGAGAUUUGUCCUCCCAAAUCACACAAAUUUAUUUUAUGGUAAAAGGUUUUCCCUCUGGAAAUGUUUUUUAAAAAAUUCUUAGGCUUCUCUUUGCCAAAUAAAACUAUUAAAAAUGUCUGAAAUGCAAAA
Myotis myotis is the source of this 3055-nucleotide messenger RNA. It is a transcript of the gene INTS13, whose product is annotated as integrator complex subunit 13. Gene Ontology annotation, cellular component: integrator complex. The coding region runs from base 591 to 2735 and encodes 714 amino acids. The transcript has 19 exons. The record is from RefSeq and is a predicted model, not a curated record. Lineage: Eukaryota; Metazoa; Chordata; Mammalia; Chiroptera; Vespertilionidae. Gene Ontology annotation, biological process: regulation of mitotic cell cycle; centrosome localization.